Rasamsonia emersonii CBS 393.64 is the source of this 1101-nucleotide messenger RNA. RefSeq lists its product as uncharacterized. The record is from RefSeq and is a predicted model, not a curated record. The transcript has a single exon. NCBI's taxonomy places the organism in Eukaryota, Fungi, Ascomycota, Eurotiomycetes, Eurotiales, Trichocomaceae. Bases 1 to 1101 code for a protein of 366 amino acids.
AUGGUCAAUAUACUGACAAUGCUGUCUUUAGAUCAUUUCAUAACGGUGUUUCAUAUGGAGGGCUACUGGCAGCAACAGUCGACAUCCGGUUUGGACUGGAAUUUGCAACAGCUUCAAACGUACCAGUCGCUCGCGAAUGCAAAUGAGGUGCUGUCGGGGAUUUACAAGAGAAGAGCCUCUCGGGUGACAAAGCCCAUCAGCGCUGGCAAUAGCCCUCACUCUCUUGCCAGACGGAGGACCAUGAUGGCUCAUAGCCCGGCGCAGUAUCAACAGUAUCCUGCCGAUACCGCUCUUCUGGGUACUUCUCUCCGGCGGAAAUCUCGUCCCAUGAGUUGGCACCCGUCCUCGAAACACGCCAGCUAUCCCCAUUACAUGAUGACGUCCUAUCCAUCUUGUAUGGACUACGGCGCUUGCAAGCAGCUGGGGCACCAGCAGCAGCAGCAACCCACCGAAGCGUUCAGCACGGCAUCCAUCUACGGGCUUGCUACUCCUGUUUCGCACCUUACCACUGCAGAUUCGAUUUCGAACUUGUAUUUCUCUCCCCUUGACGCAAGCUACGGAACCCCGGUAUCCCAGGCGUUCACCUCGUCUGAGACGACGAACAUGAUGCAGAUGGACUCUUUUAGCUGGCCGGCCAGUACGCUUGAUAAUGCAUGUCUACCUUCACAACUAUAUGGAGACUGGGUGCAAGAUGCGCUGUCCGCCGAUUGUCCUCUUCCCACAAGCCAGAUAGCGGAUCUUGGUCAAGAAAGCGUCCCGUCAUCUGACGAGUUCACGGCACCCCCUACUCCAGAUGUAUUUCCUACCCAAUUUAAAAACACCUUGGAGCCGCAGUCUGAGCCUACGAAGUCUCAGACUCAAGACGAUGAGCUGAUUGGAAUGGGUCUCUACGACGAGCCCGAAACGAUCUCCAUGGAGAAUAGUCUCCUUGGAGGAAGCAAUACAAAUCGAGAGACUGCUGGCAAAGGACUCAAAUUGGAAGAGACGUUCAGUCCAUCUCCGGAUAACGACGAAGAUGAUGAGGAAGAAGGAAAGGAAGAUGAUACACAGGAGCAAGAGGAUGAGAGCCAAGACAAUGCAGUCUUAGCCGGAGAGACAUAA